Cuscuta epithymum is the source of this 3045-nucleotide messenger RNA. The record is from the annotation of a GenBank genome assembly. NCBI's taxonomy places the organism in Eukaryota, Viridiplantae, Streptophyta, Magnoliopsida, Solanales, Convolvulaceae.
GAGUAUGUACUAAUGAAAAUCAGAGGAAUCCGUCCGGGUUUAAGGUAAUGUUAUAACGUUACAGAGGAAUCAAGUGCUUAGGUUACCCUACAGAUUCUGUAAGAAAGAAAAAAUCCCCAACAACCCUCAUCUUUGUCUGGCAGCUGAAUUUCCUAAUGUUUGUGUAAGUUCUGAUUAUUCUCUGCAUUUGCAAUUUUUUCCGGUAACCGAUCAAUCAAUUGCGAGUAUGAUGCUUAAAGAGAGUAAGAACUCCAGCGAAUCUGAAAGCAAAUACAGAGAGCAUAAUAGUAGUACUAUCGAUUCCGAAGAAAUCAAUCGUCUUCACACAGAUGAGAGAAACUUUGAAAAAUAUGAAGAAAGGGGUUUAGAUUUUCUUGGGAAGUCAACCUCAGAAAUGAGAAUGAAAAUGGCAUGUGAAGGUCGUUCCUCUGGUGCUGAUGUUUCCCAAUCCAAGAAGACCGGGUCUUCCGGUGGCUAUCAAGAGCUUACUCUGAGCUACCUCUGUGAUAGUAACUCCAAACUGGGUUUUUUAGAUAGAGAUGCGCCCUUUAAGAAAACUAAUGAUUAUAAGGGGAAAGAAGUAGUUGUUUCCGAGGAUUAUCACAUUGAUGAGGGUAACAGAUGGGUAGAGAGAGAUUUUCUUCGCCUGAACGAAAAUUACUCUAAGAGGGAGUCUGAGAAUGAGGAAAUUGAGGCAGGAAAUGUGGAUAGGAAGCCAAAGAUUGAAACUUUGAACCUUUCUCUGGCCUUGCCUGAUGUUUCACUCUCCAUGGCUGGGUCAAACCGUGUCCCAAAUGGAGAUCUCCCCUCACUCCUGAGGUCUUACCGGAGCAUGCAAGAACCAACACAUAAUAACAAUACCCAGACAACAUAUUCAAAUGAUUUCACAGCUGCCUCACUGUCAUACUCUCAUUCACACCCGUUUUCACACAACCCCAGUUGCUCACUUACCCGAAACUCAACUGAAAAUUAUGAGUACUCUAUUUGGAAUUGUGGGGAGGGUACAAACGGAUCGGUCCAUAGCCGUUUUAGACCAAUUGGAGACGGUCAUGUUGCACUGUCUAAUCACACUAGUGGAACUUUUGCCUUUGGAGGUGGUGGCGGUGUGGUCACUAAGGAAACAUGUAAUAACAGCUUCUAUAGGACUACCACAAGUUCAGACAACAACUCUAUUUUCCCUUCUGAGUUACCCGCAAGGCCUAGGGCGGAUGGUCAAUCAGGAGGGGAAUCAAUGGUGAAAGAGUCAAGGCCCGAGAGGAUUCUUAGAGAGAUUGUGUCUGAGAGUGCACCAGUAAUGGCUCAGAUAAUUCAAGAACUUCCAGAUGAAACCAUCAAAUCAACAAAGAAAUAUUUGAAUAACAUAAUUACCAUACCGGAGAGGAAAGCUGAAUUAGUGGGGUUGCAAAGCCGGCUUGAGAGGAGGUCGGACCUUACUAACGGGGUUCUAUUGAAAUGUAACAAGAAUCAGCUUGAGAUCUUGGUUUCCCUUAAGAUGGGUCUUGGAAGCUUCUUAUCAAGCAAGACCAAUAUGUCCACUGCCGAACUAGUUGAGAUUUUCGCACUCGAGAGGUGCCGGAAUGUAAGUUGCAAGAGACCAUUACCCGUUGAAGACUGUGAUUGUAAGAUAUGUUCUGCCAAGAAAGGGUUCUGCAGUGAAUGCAUGUGUCCUGUUUGUUUGAAUUUUGACUGUGCCAACAACACUUGCAGUUGGGUGGGGUGUGAUGCAUGUGCACACUGGUGCCAUGCGGUUUGUGGCAUCGAAAGAAACCUCAUAAAGCCUGGCCCACGCUACGAUGGGCCCUCCACGAUGACCGAGAUGCAGUUUUACUGUCUUGGCUGUGGUCAUGCUUCGGAAAUGUAUGGGUUUGUUAAAGAUGUUUUCAAGUCGUGUGCGAAGGAAUGGGAAGAAAAAACCCUUAUGAAAGAGCUGGACUGUGUUCAAAAGAUAUUUCAGGGGAGUGAAGAUUUAAAAGGGAAGGGACUUCAUGCUAAGGCUGAAGAGCUGCUCAUUAAGCUUGAGAAGAAGACUAUGUCUUCUUCAGAUGUUUGCAGUUUGAUUUUCCAGUUCUUCAAUUACACAGAUGGAUUGACAGACUUCCCGGUCUCCAACUAUCUUUCAAAAGGCUUUUCAAGUCAAUCAGAUAUGAAAAAAGAUGCUGCCAGCCUUCAUACUUCAACUGCUCCCACCUCCCUUACUCUGAAACCAUCAUCUUUCUACGACUUGAAGAACUCUACCAGCAAUAGACACAAUUCAGCUGAACAUCAAAACGAAACAAAGCUUGCCGCUUUCAUGAAUAAUAAUAAUAAUAAUAAUAAUAGUAAUGACCAAAUGGUUAAAGAUGAAUGGUCUGUGAAGGCGCCGAAGAAAGAUGCAGCUGCUGCAGCAGGACUUGACACUCUGGAAAGUGUGGUGCGUAUUAAGGAGGCUGAAGCGAGGAUGUUUCAGAACAAGGCGGACGAUGCACGGAGGGAAGCAGAAAGCCUAAGGAGGAUGGCUGUGAUCCAAAGCGAGAAGCUGGAGGAAGAGUACACUGGGAAGAUGUCUGAGUUGUGCCUUCUGGAAACUGAGGAACGAAGGAGGAAUAAGUUGGAGGAGCUGAAGACGCUUGAGAAUGCUCAAUGUGAUUACUAUAAAAUGAAAAUUAGAAUGCAGAGUGAGAUCGCAGGCUUGCUCAAGAGAAUGGAGGCCACGAAGCAGCUUUUCGUGUAAGCCGCUCCAACUCUAACAAUUUUUGAAUUGUCAUUUACUAUAUCCUUUUUUAGAUGACUUUUCUGGUGGGGUUGCCCGGGGUUCAUUCAAUGCUCUACUUUUUCGCUCCUAAGCCCUUACCAAGUUUUAUGUGCUUGAAGUUUUUGUUUUUGUUUUCUUUAUUAAUCUACAUCUUUAUUUUUUAGUUCCUAAUGGCGAUUUUUUCUUUAUUAAAAACUGAUUGUGGAUAAUGUUGAAUGGCUUGCAUGUUGGGAGCUAAGGUGGCCUAACAAGUCACUUGUUGUAUUAAACAUUCCUUCUUUGAAUUGUGUAGUACGUAAUAUAUCUUUGUCUGC